Coccinella septempunctata (seven-spotted ladybird) is the source of this 1678-nucleotide messenger RNA. RefSeq names its product hyccin (gene Hyccin). The record is from RefSeq and is a predicted model, not a curated record. Bases 205 to 1455 code for a protein of 416 amino acids. Gene Ontology annotation, cellular component: plasma membrane. Gene Ontology annotation, biological process: phosphatidylinositol phosphate biosynthetic process; protein localization to plasma membrane. The transcript is spliced from 6 exons. NCBI's taxonomy places the organism in Eukaryota, Metazoa, Arthropoda, Insecta, Coleoptera, Coccinellidae.
CACUGACAGAUUUAAUUUCAUGUUUACAUUUUUGACGAAGCAAUUGUUAUUUACAUUUCGGCCCUUCAGAUAUUUAAUUUUUUUCAUGCAAAUAAGAAAAUUCAUGUGAAUAUCCAAGACAAUAUAAAAAUUGCUCUGAUUAGGAAUUAUUCAAGUCGAUCUGACCGCCAAACUAAUUUGAAUUUGUAGGUGUGAAUCCGAACUAUGGCAGAAAUUUUGGUAUUAGAAUGGAUGGAAGAGUUCGAAGCCUUAACAGAAAGUGAAAUCCAUACUUAUUCUGCCGAACAAGAACACAAUCAUGAAAUCAUGAUAGCGUUAUUCGAUGUCCUUUCAGAACCUUCAAAAUAUAAGUUUGAUAAUAUGAUAGAUGGUAUAUGUCGUCAGUUAUUAGAUUUCUAUAGAUCAGGAGAAAAACAAUUGAAAAGAUUCACUCUACAGUAUAUACCAAUAUUAGUAUUCCUACAUUUGGGUGAUAAAACGAUAUCUUCCAUACAAACUCUCUUAGUGAGUUUGUAUAAUUUAGAGAUAAUUGAUGCAAAAGGUCAACCUAAAACCUUAACAUUCAGAUUGCCAAGUAUAGCUCAAUCUAGUAUUUAUCAUGAUGCAACAAAUUUAGAACCUUCAUUUAUUGCUGAGAACUCUUUAAGAAGAUGGGAAGAAUGUAAUAAUAAACUGGUUAGUUGGGGACCAUUACCGCAAGUGGAAUGUUUGAAUGCUCAGAAUCGAUACAGAGUUUUAACUGCGCUCAUUUUUCUGUAUAACCAAUAUUUGUCAAGUGCACUACAACAGGGCAUAGAGUGUACUUGUAGGGUUAUAUCAAGACUGGUCACUCAAGGGUUUCAAAAUAACAGAUCGGGAAGAAAUUCAGCAAAUAGUGAUACUGACAGUGUUUCUGCACAGUCUCUUACUUCAACCCGUAGAAUUCCUGUGACUAAUACAUUUUUGAUAGAGUUGAUCAAUAUAGUUCAUAAUGCCAUGCAAAGGGGUAUUAAUGCUGGUCAAACCGCUCUAAAUGAUAUUAUUCACAGAGCAUCCUACGAGACAUACCCAGAUGUACUUCUGGCUGCAAAUGCUGUGAAAAAUCUCCUGCAAUACUCACCAACCAUUGCUGCAACCCCUAGAGUUUCUCACAGCCACAAUGUAUCAAAAUCAAUGAUAACAAAUGCAUCAUUCAGGACAAAGAAAUUACCAGAUGACAUUCCUAUCCAAGACGAACAUCACCAAGAUCCGUUGGAUUCGAUAACAGAGGAACAAGAAGAGACGGAAAAGUCUAAGAGUAAAGGCUCUGUGAGUGCUUUAAAGGGACACUUGCCCAAGUUACCGGGUCUGAGUAAAAAACACAAAGAUAAAAACAAGCCUUCCGAUGUGGAAAUGGCCGCAGCGAGUGGCGACAUGUCUGAAUUAACGAUGAAUAACUCAGAAUUCGGUAAUACGGUUCACAUAAGUGCCGUUUAAAAUGCUGAUGGAUAGGACUUAUGAGGAAUUUCUAUGUGUGGGUUUUGAUCAUUAUCUACUCAUUCUUCAUUCGUGAAAUUUGGAUAUACGAAUACAGUAGAUUUUCAGUAGCAAGGUGUGAUUUUUUUGUUAUUAAUUUUACCUAUGUAUGUUGCAUUUUUAUAUGAACUGGUUUGUUGUAUAGACUAUUUAUGAGAUGUGGAUCUAUAAAAUGUUAUUUAUA